Acanthaster planci (crown-of-thorns starfish) is the source of this 2305-nucleotide messenger RNA. RefSeq names its product serine protease HTRA2, mitochondrial-like. Gene Ontology annotation, molecular function: serine-type endopeptidase activity; protein binding. Gene Ontology annotation, biological process: proteolysis; positive regulation of apoptotic process; programmed cell death. The record is from RefSeq and is a predicted model, not a curated record. NCBI's taxonomy places the organism in Eukaryota, Metazoa, Echinodermata, Asteroidea, Valvatida, Acanthasteridae.
CGACUAAAUUGAGUUUCAAAACAAGAUGGCGGCCUCCAUGAUCAAAAGAGUAAUGCAAUCGUUCCCGAUUUUCCGGAGCAAAGUUCCAGUUUAUACCGCACAUUGUCACAUAUUACAGUCAGUUAAGCCACAAACAGCAAUAUGCAGAACCAUCACACAAGAGCAAAUGGAAAAGAACAAGAGAGUGUUCCAAAAAAAGAUGUUUCAGUACAUUGCUGCGAUAGUGAUCCUGGUAGCGAUUUCGCCUUACGUGCGCAAAAUAGAUUUCGCUAACUUGGAACCCCGUCGAGACAAGAAGCGCCGAAAGCUACAGGCCUUAAAAGAAGCUGAAGAACGACAGAAUCUUGGUGAAAAUUUGCAACAGUUUGGGAGUGAUCAUAAUGUGAGCUUGAGCAAUGAGUCACUUCGUCCCGUCACUGAGGAGGAGAGGAAGAGUGUUUUUCCCAUUGUCAAAGCAGCAAAAGUUUUUGAUGAAGGUGAUGGCUAUGUUCCUCCUCGCUCUCACCGAUUCAACUUCAUAGCUGAUGCAGUGGAUAGAGCAGCACCUUCUGUAGUCUACAUAGAAAUCCAAGGAAGGCAUCCCAUGAUGGGCAGGCAGCAGAUACCAAUCUCCAAUGGGUCAGGGUUCAUCGUCAGCCCUGAUGGCCUCGUCCUUACCAACGCUCACGUUGUUGCUAACAAGAUCCGUGGCCAGCAGUCAGUCAAGGUUAAGCUGCCAGAUGGACGGAUGGUAGAUGGCCAUGUGGUUGCAGUGGACUCUGUCUCUGACCUUGCUGCCGUCAAAAUUGAUGAUGGCAACAACCUGCCAGUCAUGAAGCUAGGCAAAUCAUCCCGACUUCGGCCAGGCGAGUGGGUGAUCGCUAUGGGUAGUCCCCUGACAUUGAGCAACACCAUCACAGCAGGCAUAGUCAGCACUGUGAGCCGAACCAGCAAAGAAUUGGGACUUAGGAAGGACAUUGACUACAUCCAGACCGAUGCUGCUAUCAAUUUUGGCAAUUCCGGUGGUCCACUGGUCAAUCUGGAUGGAGAAGCCAUAGGAAUCAACACCAUGAAGGUGACUUCCGGAAUUUCCUUUGCCAUUCCCAUUGACAAUGCUAGGGAAUUCCUGGAGGAAGUUCAGAAAAGAAUGAAGUCAGAAGAUGCUGGCAAAGGGUGGACAGGCUGGUUUUCAGGUGGCAAGAAAUCCCCUGGGGUAGAGGGUGAGAAAAGAGGUUACAUCGGCAUCACCAUGUUGUCUCUCAACCCUGGCAUGCUCAAUGAUCUCAAGUCCCGCAUGGCAGAUUUUCCUGAUGUAACACACGGGGUGCUUGUGUACAGGAUCAUCGUUGGGUCACCUGCUCAGGUGGCAGGUAUGAAGGCAGGAGACAUUAUCACCCACAUCGAUGGGAAAGCAGUCAAAUCUGCAACAGCCGUCUACAAUGCCGUGCACACUCUGAAGAAGAUGGAAGUGUCGGUCGUUAGGGGUCCCAGCUCACAGAAAUUGACUCUGACAAUUGUCCCAGAGGAAGCCCAGUGAGGGAGGUCAGAGGUCAAAGUAGUCUCCCCAACCAGUUGAAGUGGCAAGUUCAUGCUGAAAGUUGAGUGGUCAACUGCAAUGUACAUUGUAUUCCAAGACGAGUGCUGUAAAAGAUUGAAAACAUACAUAUACAUGUACUCAGUAGAAAUCUCACACCCUUGUGCAAUGCAUCAGUGAACUCAAAAGUAAAAUCCUCUCACAUGCAGUGUUUUUGCUUGCAAGGAGGGGGGUUGGUCCAUUUCCUGCCUUUGGUACAAGGUAACCAUGGUGAGCAGAAGCACCCCCUCAUCGGUUAACAAGAGCCAUAUUGGUCAGGACUGUUCACGAUGGUAGCAAUGCGACCGUAAUGCAUGCAUUUCAUAAUCGUUCAUGUACCAGUAAUGUGCAGUUUCGACCAAACUAGCCUUCCAUUGCUAAGAAAAUUGCACCCUUUCUUGGUCCAGCUCGAGGCUCAUAGUGUGUUCUUGUUGAUUUGUAUGUUUAGACCUGUUUGGGGGAAUGGUUAAACUUUUUCCCUCUGCGCACAUUACUUCCAGCAUAUCUUCAAAGGGUGUUGAGAAUCUAUGAAGAACUGAUGGUGGUUGACUUACCACUGCACCCUUCUGCAAGAAACAGCUUCAAAUGGGCAUGAAAAAAGGUCACAAUUCAGUUGGUUUUUUAUCCAUUGUAUUCUUCACCUAUGAUGCAUUGAGCUAAGAAUUUGGAUUUUUACCUAGUUGUAAUCUGUGAGGUUAAUCAAUAAAAAAGAAACAGUAGUGAAAUAAAUUUUAAGCCAAGGUAGUUUUGGUA